AUGGGCGACAUUCACAGACAGUACAAAGCCCUGUCCAAGUCCCUUCCUCCUCCCAAAUACAUUGCAGCUAAAGAGCCCUUUGAUAAGCAGUACAGAUGUGGAGCGCCCUUGGGAAAGGGCGGUUUCGGCCCAGUAUUUGCUGCUGAGAGGAUCUCGGAUGGCUUACAGGUUGCAGUCAAACAAAUACUCCGCGAUAGCGUACAGCAGUGGGCACGACUGCCUGGUCAUCCGAGCCUGGUUCCCAUAGAGAUCGCACUCCUGGUGCAGCUGGGAAGUGGGCCAGGAGCGGGGCCCUCUCACCGUGGCAUCAUCCAGAUGCUGGAUUGGUUUGAGAUGCCAGGUCAGGCAUUCUUCAUCGUGUUUGAGAGACCCCAGCCUUGCCAAGACCUCUUUGAUUUCAUCACAGCAUGUGGUGCUGUGGAGGAGCCUGCUGCACGAAGGUACAGCCGAAUAAAUGAACAAACGAUGAAUGAAUGAAUGGAUGAAUGAAUAAAUUAAGUAAAUAAAGGCCAGAGCACAGGCACCGGCCAAACAGUACUCUUACUGAACCGCUCUACAGCUUUAACACUUCUGACUGGUUUAAACCUUUGUAGCUUUACUCACUGAGACUGAAAAAGGGCCUUCUCUUUCCAGGUUUCUGAAACAGGUCAUUGAAGCCAUUCAGUUCUGCCAUUCAAGGGGAGUCGUGCAUCGAGACAU
Molecule: messenger RNA, 699 nt
Organism: Colossoma macropomum (tambaqui)
Lineage: Eukaryota; Metazoa; Chordata; Actinopteri; Characiformes; Serrasalmidae
Product: serine/threonine-protein kinase pim-2-like
Exons: 4
Coding region: 1-477 (158 amino acids)
Biological process (GO): protein autophosphorylation; regulation of mitotic cell cycle; negative regulation of apoptotic process
Cellular component (GO): cytoplasm
Molecular function (GO): protein serine/threonine kinase activity; ATP binding
Source: RefSeq, a predicted model, not a curated record